Messenger RNA from Daldinia caldariorum, 1788 nucleotides. RefSeq names its product Asx homology domain-containing protein. The record is from RefSeq and is a predicted model, not a curated record. The transcript has 2 exons. Bases 336 to 1433 code for a protein of 365 amino acids. NCBI's taxonomy places the organism in Eukaryota, Fungi, Ascomycota, Sordariomycetes, Xylariales, Hypoxylaceae.
ACCUAAUUCAUUCACUUUUAUACCUUGGAGCCUCGCGACUGCCUCAGAAUGAUAUAUAUGAGAGUACAAUGACCAAUAAAGCUUUGCGGCCAAAUGAGCCGUUCCUCAUCGCACAUUCCUCCCGCUACUACUCUUUCCCUCAUUAACCGAUGUGAUUAAUAUUCGCCGUAUCUUAGGUACGGAUUUCCCCGGUGCUUUUAUGAAUUAGUUGAUUAAUGCACACACUCACCCCAUCUCGUCUUUAAACCUGUAUCUGUAUCUCUACCUCCACGCAACAGUAUCAUCUUCCCCUUCUUUCCCUUCUUUCCCUUACUACUUCACAAAUCAUCCAAAUCAUGCCUCCUCGAAAGAGAGGCAAAGAUGCGACCGAAGAGAAAGUCGACGAACCCACCAGGAGAUCAACUAGGGCAUUGAAGAGAUUCGCUCCUAUACAUAAUGACUCCUCUUCGGAAGAACCAUCUUCAUCUUCUAAGGACCUAGCACUUCGAAGUCAUGAUCUAAAGCUUUCAGACACCGAGGAUGUUGGCGACGUGAUCAACGUUCGGGUUACCCGUUCCAAGUCACGUACGAGCAGCCGCCCGUCCACUGCCAAGAGUGAUGCCACCUCUCAAUCCCAAAAGAUAAGGAUUGUUGACGGCUCGUCUAAGAUAGGAGACACGGACACGGGCAUAUUUAAUGCCGUUGACAACGAAGACGGAGGUGAAUUCGCUCUCGAGGGUCCGGCUCCGAAGAAGAGCAGACCCAACGCCAGCGAGACGUCCUCCAGUGGCCGAAAGGGGAGGUCCAAGUAUGAUAAUGCUGAUGAGAUGCUCACAAAUCCUCGCGCACCUCUAGCAACUGCCAAGCUCCGACAACUACUCUGCAGCACACAAGCUUGGGACCUACUAAGUGCGGAGGAGAAGCAGCAAGUCCUAGCCAAGUUCCCGGACAGCAAGGAGAUCCUCGACGCCGGGACGGAGAACGCACGGCCGGACAUCGCUGCUCUCAGAAACAACAACAAUUUUCGCCACGACAUCGCGCGAUACCAGGACGACCUGAGCAAAGGCUGGCACGAUCCGGAGUGGAUCCGACAAGCCCAGGCCGCGCAUAGGAAGCGCGACGUCAGCUUUUACGACGAGUAUCUCUCGGCCCGCUUCGAGGAGGACUGGGGCAUAGAGGUACCUAAGGAGGAGGAGGAAGAGAAAGACCCGCAAGAUGCGGAGGAGGAGGAGGAACUGGAGGUAAAAAUACCGGAGAAAGCCGGUGAUGCGCAGGAAGAACGACAGGAACGAGAUGGCCUGGCGGAGAAGAACGGAGGGGACCAGGUAUCGGCUGCGACGAAAGGAGUGGAGGACACCAUUCGAGUGAAUGCAGGGGAACCCUCGGACAAGAAAGCAUCACCGGAGCAGGCUGGUACUGUUGAGGAAAAUGGAGAUGCUCAGAGAAGUCUUUGAAAGCGGCGAUAACGAUAUAACACGCACGGCCGCUGUGAUGAUUUUGGCGAGGAGCGGUAAUUGGACAUUAUGGGAAUGAGAUAUAGCAUGAAGUUUGGACGGCAGUUCUGAUAAUACUAGGCUGCCAGCAACAUACGUCUGUCUGCCUCACUGAGGUUCAAGCAUUGAUUUACAUAUGACCUGGGUAUCCUGCGUGCCUGUAGAAUACCAAGAAAUAUUUUAGGAUAUCGAGGUACGCAAGCAAAGCAGAGGAAACCUAUUUUUUAGGUACCUAAGGUGAACAUGAAGGAGGUCCCUACUGCGCGACUACACUAUAGAUAUCCCAAGAUAUCGUAUAAUCUCAUUAAAUUUCAUG